Drosophila sechellia is the source of this 854-nucleotide messenger RNA. RefSeq names its product UPF0585 protein CG18661. The transcript has 2 exons. The record is from RefSeq and is a predicted model, not a curated record. The coding region runs from base 73 to 702 and encodes 209 amino acids. Lineage: Eukaryota; Metazoa; Arthropoda; Insecta; Diptera; Drosophilidae.
CCAUCCCUAGUUUCGAACAGUGCUACCCAUCACUUACAUCGGCAUUUGUUUUCAUCCUUUUUGACAAGUAAAAUGAGCUUCGCCAAGAGAUCGCAUCCCUCGGCGGAUCGCAAUUCGCAACCGAUUUCGGAGGCGCUACUCUCUCAAGUGGACAAAACCACCCAGAAUUUACAAUUGCUAGAGAUUGCCUCGGGCUCAGGACAACAUGCGGGAUUUCUGGCGCCACUGCUGCCCAACAUCAGCUUCCAGCCGACGGAGUACGAAAGGAAUCAGUUCGGUUCGAUUGCUGCCUAUGCAGGGGAGUGUCCCACUGGAAAUAUUCGCCCGCCGUUCCAUGUGGACAUCACCCGGGAUCCCGGGGACUGGGAGGCUCCUCCAGCACCUGCCAGCUACGACUACAUGUUCAACUCGAACAUGAUGCACAUCAGUCCGUGGGCCUGCUCCAUAGGACUAUUCCGGGCUGCCGGGCAGCUGUUGAAGAAGGGCGGCAGGAUGUUCACCUAUGGACCAUAUGCACAAGACGGCAUACUCGUUCCGCAGAGCAAUGUAGACUUCGAUCGCAGCCUGCGACAGAGGGACGCCUCCUGGGGCGUUCGCGACAUUAAGGACCUGAAGGUCUUGGCGGCCGAAAAUGGCCUGCAGCUGGAAAAGCUCGUGGAGAUGCCGUCAAACAACAAGUUCCUGACCUGGCUAAAGCUAUAAAGUAGUGCACUAGACUAAGGCUAUUGGGCGAUCGCCCGCUCCUAGAUAACAUCGUUUAUUUUGGCGGCAAUAAAGUUUAUUGUCGUCGAAGUGCCUGCUCAUCGAACUAGGCCAAGUGGUCAGAGCGAGAGUGCAGGAAUUGACCCUGAAAA